UUUUUAUAUUAAUUACUUCAUUUUGCAAGCAUACAAGGAAAAUGAAUGGAAUGCUCAAACAAACUAUACCAUCAGGAUUCAAAGCAGCACUUCUCUGUUGCCAAAAUUGGCAUAAUAGACAGGGAAUUCCCUAUGGACUAGGUCCUCUGUAGCUGGUGCCCAGCGGUAAUGUUAGUGUCUAAACUGCAUAGUUUUUCCCAUAAGGCUGUGUGUGUCCCUCAAAACUGGCAAGCCACUACUAACCUUGACCCUCUUUAAGGACAUUGGUAGUAUUUUAAAAUUACUAGUUUUCUGGGUAUAUUUUAGUGCUAUAGACUGCAAUUCCAAAUUAGACUUACUUUUAGUAUAUCAUUUUACACUGUUAAUCUAUAAUUCAACACCUGAGCACACCAAGGGAGGCAGUGUUGUGAACUGUGCUCUGUAAACUACUUGGUGAAACCGUGCUUUGUAGUUUUAAUAUAUAUAAUUGUAUUUAAAAUCCAGCAAGACUUAGUUUUGUGCCUGAUUUUCUUUGACAAUAUGGAUUUUUUUAUCCGAGGGUUGCAGUUGAUCGCCUUUUGAUACCAUAUUAAUAUGUUUGUUGCUGCUACCAAGAGCUUUGUCAAGCAAGUUGGAGAUGGAGGGAGAUUAGUUCCGGUACCAAGCCUCAGUGAGGCUGACAAAUACCAACCUCUAAGUCUGGUGGUAAAAAAGAAACGAUGCUUUCUGUUUCCCAGAUAUAAAUUUACCUCGACACCUUUUACAUUGAAAGAUAUUCUUCUAGGAGACAGAGAAAUUUCAGCUGGUGUUUCAUCUUAUCAGUUACUGAAUUAUGAGGAUGAAUCAGAUGUUUCACUCUAUGGAAGACGAGGCAACCAUAUUGUGAAUGAUGUUGGGAUUAAUGUUACUGGAUCAGAUUCUGUGGCAGUAAAAGCGUCAUUUGGUGUAGUAACCAAACAUGAGGUGGAAGUAUCAACAUUACUCAAGGAAAUUACUACACGAAAAAUUAAUUUUGACCACAGCUUGAUACGUCAGGCAAGGAGCAGCAGAAAGGCAGUCUUGUGUGUGGUCAUGGAAAGCAUUCGAACCACACGACAGUGCUCACUGUCUGUGCACGCUGGAAUUCGUGGGGAAGCCAUGCGGUUUCAUUUUAUGGAUGAACAGAAUUCCAGGGGAAGGGACAAAGCUAUUGUUUUUCCAGCACACACAACCAUAGCUUUCAGUGUUUUUGAACUCUUCAUUUACUUGGAUGGUGCUUUUGACCUUUGUGUCACUUCAGUGACAAAAGGAGGAUUUGAAAGGGAAGAAACAGCAACGUUUGCAGCGCUCUACAGAUUGAGAAAUAUACUAUUUGAAAGAAAUAGAAGAGUGAUGGACGUCAUUUCUCGUUCACAGCUUUACUUAGAUGAUCUUUUUUCUGACUACUAUGACAAACCUUUCAGCAUGACUGAUAUUUCACUCAAAGAAGGGACUCAUAUCCGAGUUAACUUACUUAAUCACAACAUUCCAAAAGGACCUUGCAUACUCUGUGGGAUGGGGAACUUAAAAAGGGAGACGGUUUAUGGGUGCUUUCAGUGCUCUGUUGAUGGGCAGAAGUACGUGAGACUUCAUGCAGUUCCUUGUUUUGAUAUUUGGCACAAGAGAAUGAAAUAAAAUGAAAAAUAAAUGUACCUUCCUGGUAUUUUAGGUGCAACAGUGCCACGCAACUUUCCAAAAUUAUCUAGGUCCCCUUUUAUGGACGGUGGCAAAUUAAAAAGAGAGAGGAAAGAGCAGUUAACCUGUCUAGUUGUAAUGUUCCCCAUCUAUAAAGUGGAGAUGGUAAUAGUGUCUACCUCAUAAAUUGUUGUGAGAUUAAUAAUAUUUUUAUAUUAAAAAGGUUUAAAUAUAAUAUUCAGAAUAUAGAUGUUCCUUCAUAAAAUCUGCCAGUCACUUUUGAAGUAUUUUUGGGAUUUAGUCUAUCAUUUUAGGUAACUUUUUAUAUAGAGAUUUAUCCAAAUCUCAAUUUUAUUUUGAGAUUAAAAAAAAUUAAAAAUCAUGU
Rhinolophus ferrumequinum (greater horseshoe bat) is the source of this 2017-nucleotide messenger RNA. RefSeq names its product pejvakin (gene PJVK). Bases 574 to 1632 code for a protein of 352 amino acids. NCBI's taxonomy places the organism in Eukaryota, Metazoa, Chordata, Mammalia, Chiroptera, Rhinolophidae. Gene Ontology annotation, cellular component: cytoplasm. Gene Ontology annotation, biological process: programmed cell death. The transcript has 6 exons. The record is from RefSeq and is a predicted model, not a curated record.